AUGGUCAAGUCGUAUCAGCGUUUUGAGCAAUCCGCUUCUUUUGGGGUUAUUAGUUCGAACUCCAAUUGUGUCUACAUUCCGCCUGCAAACAGAAAGGGAUUAGGUCAAGUGCUUACUGGUGGUCUUGAGAAAGUUAACCUUUGGGAUCUGAAGACAGGAGAUCUUGUUAGCUGCCUUUCUGAUGGAUUACCUCCGGGAUCGAUAGAUGCAAAAUCUACGAAGCCUGCCGAGACCACAUACCUAGAAUAUCAUGCAGAGACUAAUCUUUUAGCCGUCGGAUACGCAGAAGGUGUCAUCAAAGUGUGGGAUCUUAUGUCCAAGACUGUACUUUUGACUUUAAAUGGACAUAAGUCUGCCGUGACUAUCUUGAAGUUUGAUAUAACAGGUACAAGAUUGAUUUCAGGUUCACAGGAUUCCAAUAUCAUCAUGUGGGAUUUGAUCGGCGAAGUUGGACUGUAUAAACUGCGUUCUCACAAAGGUGCUAUCUCAGGACUAUGGUUAGAGAAGGAUGAAUGGCUGAUAAGUACUUCUAGAGAUGGUUUGAUCAAGGUAUGGGAUUUGAAAACUCAACAGUGUGUUGAGACUCAUAUUGCACAUACUGGAGAGUGUUGGUCUCUUGGAGUACAUGAGGACUUGGCUAUUACGGCCAGCGCUGAUUCCCAAGUGAAGAUAUGGCAUCUCAAUUUCGAAAGCGAAGCGGGUUCAAAAUUGAUAGAGAAGGGAAUAUACGAAAAGCAAAGUAAUCAAAGAGGAUCUUCGAUCGAGUUCGUAACUACAACAGAUGAAACCACCUUUUUUUACAUCCAGAAUGCUGACAAAAGUAUAGAGAUCUUCAGGAUUAGGAAGGAAGAAGAGAUCUUGAAAGCCACCAGAAAGAGAGAGAAAAGACUGAAGGAGAAAGGUUUGUCAGAUGAGGAAAUCAAACAAAAUAUACAAGAUGGAUAUAUAUCCAUGAUAAUGCACCCAUUCCAGAUUUUGAGAUCAAAUUUUAAAGUCAAGGCGGCAGCUUGGGGUCAGGCUACAGCUUCAAAACUUGAUCUAGUGGUGACAACGGCCAGUAACACUGUAGAAUACUAUACUAUUCCAUAUGAAAAGAGAGAACCAAAAUUACCAGCUCCUAACAGGCUCCAUAGCGUUGAGUUACAAGGACAUAGAACCGAUGUGCGAGCAAUGGAUAUCAGCAACGAUUCUAGUUUGCUCGCGACAGCUUCUAACGGUACAUUGAAGGUAUGGAAUCUCAAGACUAGAAUGUGUUUGAGAACCUUUGACUGUGGUUACGCAUUGUGCUGCAGGUUCUUGCCAGGUGGCUUCUUAAUUGUGGUCGGCACAAGAAAUGGUGAUUUGCAACUUUUCGACCUCGCCUCUUCGACCAUGUUGGACAACAAAGAAGGUGCACACGAUGCCGCAAUUUGGUCCCUAGAUAUUACCAGUGAUGGUAAGAAGCUUGUCACUGGGUCGGCCGACAAGUCUGUCAAAUUUUGGAAAUUUCAAGUUGAAAAGGAUCUCAUCGCUGGAACUGUUGACAAAUUUGCCCCUGUUAUGAAACUAUCGCACGAUACAACUUUAGAAUUGAACGACGAUGUUCUAAGCGUGAGAAUAUCGCCAGAAGACAAGUAUUUUGCAAUUUCGCUGCUGGACAAUACUGUCAAAGUAUUUUUUCUAGACAGCAUGAAGUUUUAUUUGAGUUUGUACGGGCAUAAACUGCCGGUACUUUCAAUAGACAUAUCCUUUGAUUCAAAAGUCAUCAUUACUUCAUCGGCGGAUAAGAACAUAAAGAUAUGGGGCCUCGAUUUUGGUGAUUGUCAUAAGUCAUUGUUCGCCCAUCAAGAUUCUAUUAUGAGCGUCAAGUUCUUACCAGAAUCUCACAACUUUUUUAGUUGCUCUAAAGAUGGUUUAGUCAAAUACUGGGAUGGAGACAAAUUCGAAUGCAUUCAAAAGCUGGCGGGACAUCAGAGUGAAGUUUGGGCUUUGGCGAUUUCAAAUAACGGAAAGUAUGUCGUUUCAGCAUCUCAUGACCGCAGUAUCAGAAUAUGGGAAGAAACGGAAGACCAAGUGUUCUUGGAGGAAGAAAGAGAAAAGGAAUUGGAAGAACAAAAUGAGACCGCUUUGUUGUCGUCACUUGAAGAAGGUUCUGGGGACGCGGCUUUCAGGAAAGAUGUAGGUGGCGACGAGGCUGAUCAGGAUGAAGCAGCUGAUGUGCGUAAACAAACUAUCGAAUCUCUGAAGGCCGGUGAGCGUUUAAUGGAAGCAUUAGAUCUUGGUAUACCCGAAAUCGAAAACAGAGAGCAUUAUGAGAAGGAAUUAAAGGCUUGGAAUAAGCAUAAAGGAGAUGCGAAACCAGUCAAGCCACCUGGAAAUGCAAUCUUAACAGCAAUCAGCAAGACUCCAGAGGAAUACAUUUUGGAAACGUUAGCAAGAAUAAAACCUUCACAGCUGGAAGAUGCGUUGUUAGUCCUUCCAUUCUCCUACGUCCUCAAGUUCUUCAGAUUCAUUGACGCUGCAUUACUAGAUAACAGGAUAUUACAGCAUAACCUUCCUUUGAUUUGCAAGAACUUGUUUUUCAUUGUUAAAUCAAAUCACAGAGAAUUAGUCUCCCAGAAAAACGAAGAACUGAAGUUACGCAUUGCAAAGGUAAAAGAUUUGUUAAGAGGCGCAUUAAAGUCUAACGAAGAUGAUCUGGGAUUUAACAUCGAAGGGCUGAAAUUCAUCAGACGGCAGUGGGACCUCCGUCAUAAGCUUGAGUUUGUUGAUGAUUAUAGUCAAAGAGAACAGGAGGACAAAACAGCCAAAAAGAGAGUAUUCGAAACUAUAGUAUGA
Torulaspora delbrueckii is the source of this 2817-nucleotide messenger RNA. RefSeq names its product snoRNA-binding rRNA-processing protein DIP2 (gene DIP2). Gene Ontology annotation, cellular component: small-subunit processome; Pwp2p-containing subcomplex of 90S preribosome. Bases 1 to 2817 code for a protein of 938 amino acids. Gene Ontology annotation, molecular function: snoRNA binding; protein binding. Gene Ontology annotation, biological process: maturation of SSU-rRNA. The record is from RefSeq and is a predicted model, not a curated record. NCBI's taxonomy places the organism in Eukaryota, Fungi, Ascomycota, Saccharomycetes, Saccharomycetales, Saccharomycetaceae. The transcript has a single exon.